UCCUAGGAAACAAAGCUUAGAAUCUCACUUCAAUUAGUUUUUAAAAGAGGGAGAGGCAAAGACAAUAGGGAAAGUAUUUCACUGCGUCUGUGCAUGUGCUUGAAUCUGUGCAAGUGUGCAAGUUGGAAGUAUUUAGCUUGCACCAUGAGUCUUAAAGGCAGGCGUUUCUCACUGGACAGCUCUGCUAACCUGGACGGAUUGGGUCUCCUUGGCGGAAGAAGAGGCAGCAACAGGUUUAGCAGUAAGAAAUCUAGCCACAACUACACUCGGUAUGAUGCCCCACUGAACAUCCAGGAGCUAAAAGACAGCAUCAACUCCAACAUGUACAUCAGGGAUCCUAUCACAGAAGAGAAUAACAUUGAUCGAACAGAUGACUUUAUCAGCAACAUUAGCUUCCUGAAGCACAACAAAACCUUCCACAAAAUGUUCCCAGACAUCCCUGAAAAGGAGAACCUUACACACACAUUCUCCUGUGCCUUGCAGAAGGAGGUGCUGUAUCAUGGAAAACUCUAUGUAUCUGAGAACUAUGUGUGUUUCCACUCGUCAGUGCUGCUCAAAGACACCAAGGUGGUGAUUCCUGCGUCGAGCGUCUUGCGGAUAAAGAAAACACAACUCGGUUUAUCCAUGUUGUCUAUCCAAACUGCUGAUGGAGAUAAGUGCACCUUUGGGUCUUUGUGGAACCGUGAGAUGUGUUAUCAACUCCUCCAAACCGUCUGUUCACAGGAACAGGAUAAGAACUUGAACGGCAGCUCUCAUGUCUCCUCUGCAGAUAAUGAAGCUGACCAUGACGUGGCCUCCGGUUAUUCCAGUUUGGAGGACAGCGUAGAUCAUGAUCGGGGCAGCGAGGACAGCAUUUAUCUGAACAAUGACCUUCCUCACAUGUCCAGUGAAGGAUCUACAAAAGGCAAUUCCACCAGUCAGAACAGCACAGAGGGAGAUGGCACAGCAGCAGUACGGUGGAUUUGGAGGAUCGCUGAGAGUGUCGUUCCACUCUUCUUCCUCAGAGAAAUCAGGGAUCUCAGCGCUCUCUUUUAUGUCUUCGUAUUACUGAUGAUGCUGCUGCUCUUGGCGUCUGGGUACAUGGGGCUGAAGAUCAUCGCUUUGGAAGAGCAGCUGACUCAGCUGUUUUUCCAACACAGAGAGUACCAGCUAACGUAGCCAAAGGCAGGUUACAGACACUUCCAGGAGGUCAUGCAGUUGCACCACUCUCUUAACAUCCUGUCAUACACACAAACAUUGAUCCCUGUCUAAAUAGGCUCCCAAAAGCAUCUUAGUUUUUGACACGCAUGCAGCUUUUAGUAGAAUUUGCAAUAUCGUGCACAAACAAAUGCUCUUUCAGUGGAGAUUGAUCUUCUGUGUCAUGUUUGCAGAGAAAGCAGGUCAGCAAUAAGAUGCUUUUGGGAUGUCUGAACAGGCCACACGGGGUGCACUACACGGAUGACUGACUGUGCUGGCAGAGAAGCACCAGGCCAAUAUUUCUGUUAGACGAGCACACUUAUUCUGUGCUGACAGAUCAAAAACUGCAGUGAGGCUCUCCUGCACGGAGCCAUAUGGAGGCAGCCUGCUGAAGUCAUAUUUGUUUCCUGUCCGGUGAACUCGCUGAGCUCAGCGAGCUGCAGUUGCAUGAGUCUUGGCUGCAGUUUUUCUGGAUCAACACAACCUGCAGCAGCGGGAACAAACACAGUGAAACAAGCACUUUAUUUUUGCUUGGUAUUAAAUAUUUGUUAUGUUAUGAUAGUUCACAUUGUGUAAGUUCACUACUGGAAUCUAGUGACAUGUUUCAGAAUAAAGACUGUUAGUGACAAGAAUCCGCCAGCAGAGGGCAGUCACUCCCAUUAAACUCCACUGUGAAGCACCAAGGCAGGAUUUCACUUGCACUUAUAAAUGUAGGCACUGUUAUUUCUUUUAAGAACAGUUUUUAUAAAAAACCUUUGCUCUGGAAUUGUUGCCAUAUCAGUCCUGUUGAUAGAUGUUUAAAAAUAUGUGAUUCGAGAAAUGUUGGCCAAAUGAUCUUUAAAACCAUUUUUAUGACCACACAUGUGAAAUCUGUGUAAACAUAAAAACACAAACAUAUAUUUGGUUACAUAAGGGAAAGGAGGUGGGCUCUAACAUUGUGUGAUUUGAAAAAAAUAUCCAAAGUGUAAUGUUUAAUUCUGAAAAUAAUAUUGAACUAUUCCCAUACAAUAUUGUCAAACAGGGUGUAUACAGGAUUUUAAUAACUGUAUUGUAUAGCUGUGUAUAUAUGUAUCUAUUCCAUCUGUGAAGAGAUGUUUUUAGUAAGUAAUGAUUAUAGUAUAUUGUGAUUUUAAACCCAAUCUCACUUCUGUCAAAUAUUGCAAUAUUUUGUAUCACUGUAUACCAGAUGUCCAUACUUAUGAAUGUAUGCGCUGUACAAAAAAAGGUUGUUUUAAAAACAAAA
Gymnodraco acuticeps is the source of this 2419-nucleotide messenger RNA. Its product is annotated as GRAM domain-containing protein 2B-like. Lineage: Eukaryota; Metazoa; Chordata; Actinopteri; Perciformes; Bathydraconidae. The record is from RefSeq and is a predicted model, not a curated record.